CCUCCAUCCCACCUGGUUCCUGGAAGGAUGCUCCCAGCUGUCUCUGGUCCUAUUCCCCGUCAUCACGUUUCCUGGGAUUUCGGGGUCAGAUGUUUGAGGAACAUUCACCCUGUAUUCCUAUUUCUCUUCCUUCUAAGUCUUGCCUCCUGCUAGUGCCGAAUCCAUAAUUGUCCCACCCCUAUACCUUCCAGGUGACUAAUUUCCCUGCAGUACCUGACUCUAAGCUUUGCAAACUCGCCCACCCAGUCCUUGUAAUUUCCUGCGCCACCUGCUCCGUGAAACCAUCUUCCAGUCAUCUCUUGCCCCAUCAAGUCAACUUCUCUUUCCUACCACACCCCCUUUCUCUUCCAGUUCCUUAAAAGUGGAAUUCUAUUUUUUAUGCCAUAGGAAAGCUCAGUUUCCACGUCAUCUUUGCCACCUUCAACUCUUUAAAUUCGUUUGGGUGUUGAAUGGGGAGGGAAGAGGGAACCUCUCCCAGCUAUUCGAUUAAAAGGACAAUAAGUACUACCAGUUUCUCAAACAAUUAGGUCUGCAUCCUAACUGGCAGUUUGUUGAUGUAUAUGGAAUGGAUCCUGAACUCCUUAGCAUGGUACCAAGACCAGUGUGUGCAGUGUUACUUCUCUUCCCUAUUACAGAAAAGGAUGAGCUCAGCAUUGUAAAAAAUGAAGUAAAUGCUUGGGAAGAUGUGAGAGAAAUGAUAUGAAGUAUUCAGAACAGAAGAAGAGGAAAAAAUAAAAUCUCGGGGACAAGAUGUUACAUCGUCAGUAUAUUUCAUGAAGCAAACAAUCAGCAAUGCCUGUGGGACAAUUGGACUAAUCCAUGCUAUUGCCAACAAUAAAGACAAGAUGCACUUUGAAUCUGGAUCAACCUUGAAAAAAUUCCUGGAGGAGUCUGCAUCAAUGAGCCCUGAAGAACGAGCCAGAUACCUGGAGAACUAUGACGCCAUUCGAGUUACUCAUGAGACCAGUGCCCAUGAAGGUCAGACUGAGUCCUCCUCGCCAUCCUCAUCACAGCCUCAUUCUAGCCACUGCAGAACGAAGGCCUCAUCAUUGUGUCACCAUGCAUCCCUGCCCUGGGUCAAACGUAGCCAUGUAGGCCCUGCAAAGGCUACCAGUCCAUCUCUUCGUCUUCGUCGCUGGCGACCCUUCUUACGUCUGCCAUCUUUGGGUCUCCAUUCUGUUGCACCAAAUAUAGAUGAAAAAGUAGAUCUUCAUUUUAUUGCAUUAGUUCAUGUAGAUGGGCAUCUCUAUGAAUUAGAUGGACGAAAACCAUUUCCAAUUAACCAUGGGGAAACUAGUGAUGAAACUUUAUUAGAGGAUGCCAUAGAAGUUUGCAAGAAGUUUAUGGAACGUGACCCUGAUGAACUGAGAUUCAAUGCCAUUGCUCUUUCUGCAGCAUAGCCCAUCCAGAAUGGAAACACCAAAUACUGUAUUAUUUGCAACAAAAUUAAAUGUCCUCUGCCAGACACUAACUCACAAAUUUUGAUAUUUUCAUUAACUUGACAGAUUAAACUUUAUGUGAACUAAACUUUGACUUAA
Capra hircus (goat) is the source of this 1538-nucleotide messenger RNA. RefSeq names its product ubiquitin C-terminal hydrolase L3 (gene UCHL3). Bases 774 to 1400 code for a protein of 208 amino acids. Gene Ontology annotation, cellular component: cytoplasm. Gene Ontology annotation, molecular function: cysteine-type deubiquitinase activity. The record is from RefSeq and is a predicted model, not a curated record. NCBI's taxonomy places the organism in Eukaryota, Metazoa, Chordata, Mammalia, Artiodactyla, Bovidae. Gene Ontology annotation, biological process: ubiquitin-dependent protein catabolic process; protein deubiquitination. The transcript is spliced from 10 exons.